This is a messenger RNA of Abrus precatorius (Indian licorice), 1211 nucleotides long. Its product is annotated as proteasome subunit alpha type-1-B-like. Gene Ontology annotation, cellular component: proteasome core complex; proteasome core complex, alpha-subunit complex. Gene Ontology annotation, biological process: ubiquitin-dependent protein catabolic process. NCBI's taxonomy places the organism in Eukaryota, Viridiplantae, Streptophyta, Magnoliopsida, Fabales, Fabaceae. Bases 145 to 984 code for a protein of 279 amino acids. The record is from RefSeq and is a predicted model, not a curated record. The transcript is spliced from 2 exons.
ACAACAACUUGUGCAACACUGAAGAAGAAAAAGACUAAGUGGAGUAGAGUGGUGAAAGAAAUUUCUUGAAGAGAAAGAAAAAGAGGUGAAAUAAGAAGAAGAAGAGGGUUGUUGUUGUGGUGUGGUAGCGAAUCGAAGAGGAAAAUGUUCAGAAACCAGUACGAUACGGACGUCACGACAUGGAGUCCAGCGGGUAGGUUGUUCCAGGUGGAGUAUGCGAUGGAGGCGGUGAAGCAAGGUUCGGCUGCAAUUGGCCUCCGAUCGAAGACGCACGUGGUUCUCGCGUGCGUCAACAAGGCAAACUCCGAACUCUCCUCUCACCAGAAGAAGAUCUUCAAGGUUGACAACCACAUCGGUGUUGCCAUCGCCGGACUCACCGCCGACGGUCGCGUUCUCUCCCGCUACAUGCGAUCCGAGUGCAUCAACUACGCCUACACCUACGAGUCACCUCUUCCCGUUGGUCGUCUUGUCGUUCAGCUCGCCGACAAGGCUCAGGUUUGCACCCAGCGAUCAUGGAAACGUCCUUAUGGAGUUGGUCUUCUGGUAGGUGGAUUAGAUGAAUCAGGAGCUCACCUCUAUUACAACUGUCCCAGUGGAAACUAUUUUGAAUAUCAGGCUUUUGCAAUUGGCUCUCGCUCUCAAGCUGCAAAGACUUACUUGGAACGCAGGUUUGAAAACUUUGUGGGUUCUUCAAGAGAAGAUCUGAUCAAAGAUGCACUUAUUGCAACUAGGGAGUCUUUGCAAGGUGAAAAACUCAGGAGUUCUGUUUGCACAAUUGCUGUGGUUGGAGUUGAUGAGCCUUUCCACAUUUUAGAUCAGGAAACUGUUCAGCAUCUGAUUGAUACUUUUGAGAUCGUGAGGGAGGAAGAAGGCCCUACAACUGAACCUCAGCCAGCAACUGAGCAGGAUGCUGCCACAGAUCAGGGUUCUGGUGCAGAUCAAGGUGGUGCUGAAGAUCGUGGUGGCUCUCCCAUGGACAUUUGAUAAUUUAAGAUCAAGUACUAGAGGUGUUAAAUUCUGAUAUUUAAAGAUGACUAGGUAUCAUGUUGGGUGUGUCAUGGAAAAGGAUAUCUCUUUGAUGGAUUUUCUUUCCUCAAUAUUGUUUGUUUCUGCAAUUCAUCCAUGGCUGAUCAUUGUAAACGAUUUAAUGGCUGUUUGAUGAACUUGAACGCGCGAUUUACAACAAUUUACUGAAAUUAGUGGUGAAAAAA